AUGAUGUUGUUGAAUAGUAUGAAAGCAGUUGGAAUGGGAACCCCACAAAUUUUUGGUUCUAUUGCAAAUCAAUGUGGAGGCUAUGAUAGGGUGGGAUAUCGUAUCAAGGACAUGUAUAACCAAACUGGAAGACAACAAAGGUUGAAAAAUGUGGAUGGUAAAUUAGCAUUGAAAUGUUUGAGUAGUUUGAGUGUGAAUGACCCUUUAAUGUUCUUCCAUCACACAAUUGAUGAUGAGAAUAGACUACAACACUUGUUUUGGCGUGAUGGCACAAUGCAAAUGAAUUAUCCCAUGUUUAGUGAUGUUUUGGCAUUUGAUGCCACAUAUAGAAAUAAUAAGUAUGAAUGCCCUCUAGUUGUAUUUUAUGAUGUUAACCAUCAUAAUAAGACAAUGGUGUUUGGUGUUGCAAUUGUUUCUAAUGAAACUAAGGAAAUACAUGUCUGGCUCCUUGAAAAACUUUUAGAAGCUAUGAAAGGGAAACCCCCAAUGUUUGUCAUCACAAAUGGAGAUCUUGCAAUGAGGAAUUCAAUUAGAAAAGUGUUUCCUAAUGCUUAUAAUUGUUUGUGUGCAUGA
Messenger RNA from Glycine soja, 573 nucleotides. RefSeq names its product protein FAR1-RELATED SEQUENCE 5-like. The coding region runs from base 1 to 573 and encodes 190 amino acids. NCBI's taxonomy places the organism in Eukaryota, Viridiplantae, Streptophyta, Magnoliopsida, Fabales, Fabaceae. The record is from RefSeq and is a predicted model, not a curated record. The transcript has a single exon.